AUUUUGGUUUGGUGGGUGGAACACAGAAUGAAGUUUCAACUUUCAAAGCAACGGAGGAGGCGCAGUAAGAGGCCAAAUGAAAACAACAGUUAAACGCAUAAGGCAGUAACGUCAUUCAUCCAUUCCAUUGCUUCAUUCCUCGGCUGAAACACACUUUCCAAUGGGUGCCACAGAACCUGUGGUGGUUGAGAAACAGAAUAAUGAAACUGCUGAAGCUGAAGCGAAGAAGGAGAAGCAAGACUUGGAGCUGGAACUGGGUCUUGAAGAGAACAAUGAUGUCAAUAGUAGUAGCAAUAGAAAUAGCAAUGAUCAUGAAGAUUUUAACCUCUCAAGGUUCAACAGACUCAACCCCACUAACCCUUUGAGGAUUGUGAUUAAUAGCUCCACAAGAGUUGCAACUCCUUCUCCUGCUCAACCUCAACGCUCUCACACGCGCUCCACUCCCCCUCCCCCUCCCCCUCCCACCUCACUACCACAAGAACCGGUGAGCCUGAAUUCGAGAAGAUAUACGAACAGAAUAUCCUUGUUUCUCUUUGUCGUCCACAUGUUUGUAGCCGUUGCUUUGGUGUGUUUUCUGGUGUUCAAGGGAAUUCAAGGGCUUAUCAGAGAAUCGGAAUCUAGAAAGCGGAAAGAGAAGAACGUGUUGGAGUAUUUUCUUCCCCAAGUGGAGGCUGCAGCGUUUAUGAGCAUAAUUCUUGCAUUUAUUUGGCAAGAGGCGAUUAGGAAAUGGCCCACUAUAAUGGUUCAUUUGAUUCUGUGGCUCACUUUUGUGAUGUCUUUGGCUGCUGGGAUUCUCCUCAUUUGUUUCCAAAAGCCUGCCACUGAUGGUGUUGGGGUUUGUUUCAUUGCUUUUGCAAUUGGGAAUGGCUUAUAUGCUUGCUGGGUUAAUCAUAGAAUUAAGUUUUGUUGUAAGGUCUUGAGUUUGUCACUUCAACCAAUGUCUGAAUUUCCUGAUCUAAACAGACCCACUUAUCAUGUUCUUGGGGUUGGAUUCUUAUGGAUUUCUCUUUGGAUUUUAGCUGUGAUUGGAGCCUUGAACUUCUACUUUCCCCCUUUGAUCAUCAUUGCAUUGGUGUUAAGUUUGGCUUGGACCACAGAGGUCAUGAGGAAUGUUGUUAACAUCACUGUUAGUAGGGUAAUUGCAUUGUAUUACAUGAGAGGAAUGAAAUCCAGCACCCAAUUUUGCUUCCUCAGAGCACUCACCCGCAAUCUUGGGAGUGCUUGUUUGGGUUCCCUCUUUGUGCCUGGAAUAGAAGCCCUCAGGAUCGUUGCCCGCGGAUUGAACUUGCUCGAGGGAGAAGACGAAUUCAUGUUUUGUUGUGCUCAUUGUUGUUUGAGAGUCAUGGAAUCCAUUUUCCGAAAUGGCAAUGGCUGGGCAUAUGUGCGGAUUGCAGCAUAUGGAAAAGGUUUUGUAACGGCAUCGCAGGAGACAUGGGCCCUUUUUGAGAGGGAAGACAUGGUGUCAAUUGUAGACUCUGAUAUUACCAGCUCAAUUUGCUUCCUCACAGGAGUUUGCAGUGGCUCUAUUUGUGUCAUUGUUGUGGCUGCUUGGACCCAUAAAGUACACUACACUUUCACAGCCACCCUCUCCCUCCUCACAUUCUUCAUUGGAUACCUUUUGACUAGGAUUGCCAUGGCAGUGCCUCAUGCCUGUGUGAGUUGUUAUUAUGUGUGCUACGCUGAGAAGCCAGACAACAGACUGUUUGAUAAAACAAUUAAGGAUCGUCAAGCAUUGUUAAAAACUGGCCGUGAUGUGGUUCCUACGCCAAGGGGAAUUAGGAGGUACACAAGGACCUAAGAGCAUAAGCAUAAUCACCUUCAUUAUUUUGAUUUUACACUGUGCAGAUUCAAUUUCGAGGUAGCUUCAGGAUACGGUUUAUAAGAUCAUGACAAAAGGGGUUGAAUUGAAGUCAAUACCAAUCCAUGAUGAUUGUUGCGAAUGAUCUGGCUUAAAGGGGGUGGUGGGUUGAGCCAUUAUUGGAAUCUUGUAUUGGAAUGGAAGGAAUGUAGCAAAUGGGAGUAAUUAACAAGACCACUAUGCAAAGUAACUUGUGGUCCCCUCCUUGUUGUAUUGUAUAUUUUUAGCAUAUAUACUUUUAGGAUAUUCCACAAGGUGAAGUCCCAUCAUUAUUUUAUUGUAAGAUGUGCGUAGAAGCCACUAACUUUUUAUUUAAUUAUUCUUGCAAGCGUUUAACGACAAAAAAUAAAAUGGGUGCAUGUCAAUCCAUGCCCCGUGUACGAAGCUAAUUUUAUGUUGAAAUAAUGAUAUAAAAUUUUGAAAAGAUUAACAUU
Messenger RNA from Abrus precatorius (Indian licorice), 2292 nucleotides. Its product is annotated as protein PNS1. The record is from RefSeq and is a predicted model, not a curated record. Gene Ontology annotation, biological process: transmembrane transport. The coding region runs from base 161 to 1798 and encodes 545 amino acids. NCBI's taxonomy places the organism in Eukaryota, Viridiplantae, Streptophyta, Magnoliopsida, Fabales, Fabaceae. The transcript is spliced from 5 exons. Gene Ontology annotation, cellular component: membrane. Gene Ontology annotation, molecular function: transmembrane transporter activity.